This is a messenger RNA of Phaedon cochleariae (mustard beetle), 14139 nucleotides long. The record is from the annotation of a GenBank genome assembly. NCBI's taxonomy places the organism in Eukaryota, Metazoa, Arthropoda, Insecta, Coleoptera, Chrysomelidae.
AUGAAUGUUCUUUGUAUCCUCUUCCUUGGGUCCUUUGUGGCGUCUUGGGAUAUGGUUGUUGUUGAUGCAGAAACAAGUUCCUAUGAUGAAGGGGAAUCAGUUUUUUCAUGUGCCAGUAACCAAUUUCAAUGCACCAGUGGCCAUUGUAUACCUGCUAGUUGGCACUGUGAUUCACAUCCUGAUUGUGAUGACAGAAGUGAUGAACCACCUGAAUGUCAGCAGAACCUUAAUUGCCGUCCAGAACAAUUUCAAUGUUCUUUGACAAAAAAAUGCAUCCCAAAAGGUUGGGUUUGUGAUGAGGAGAAAGACUGUGGGAUAUCCCCAGAAUUUGGACAAGAUCUUUCAGAUGAGGAUCCCAAAAACUGUACAAAAGGCCUGAAGUGCAAAUGGAAUGAAGCCCCUUGUGGUGAGGGUCUGGAAUGCCUACACAUCCAGCAGUUUUGUAAUGGUCAUGGUGAUUGUCUGGGAAAUAGUGAUGAAUGGGACUUUUGCCAGAAUCGCACUACAGCAUGCAACAGAUUGCAGUGCAGCUUUGGUUGUAACCAGACACCCAAUGGUCCUAAGUGCUAUUGCCCUGAUGGUCAGAAACCAGAUGGUAACAAGUGCAUUGAUGCUAACGAAUGUGAGCUGGAUGAUUCCUGUGCUCAAGUGUGCACUAAUACACAGGGCUCUUUUGCAUGCUCUUGUAUUUCUGGUUAUAAACAAAAUGGGACAGAUUGUAUUGCUGUUAAUGUUCCCGCAUCGGAACCCCCCUCCCUGAUUUUCUCCACCCAAUCGGAAAUACGCCGAGUCACCCUCGAAGGCAAACCGUUUCCGGGGAACUCCACUCUGCGCUUGCUCAACAGCAACGCUCUCGAGUUCAUCCACCGCAACCACACUAUAUGCUACGUCCACCACAACAUCACCAAAGCCUCCAUAGUGUGCGCCAACAUCAACGAUCUCGAAGACAGGUGGGCGAUGCCGGUACCUUCCCCCCUCAUUGAAAUCGAGGCCAUACAGCAGAUCGCUCUCGAUUGGAUAACAGAAAACUGGUAUUUCAUGGACGACCAACGGGAAGUGAUUCUGGUGUGCACCCACAACCUCGAAUGGUGUAACAUGCUGGUCGAGUACGACCUCAGCAAACCUCGCGCGCUCACUCUGGACCCUACCAGCGGGUACCUUUUCUUCACGAAAUGGGGCCACUCCGCCCCCAUGCUGGAACGCAUCAACAUGGACGGCACUGGUAGGAAGUCCAUCGUGGAUCACACCAUCGUUUACCCUUACGGUCUGACGGUGGAUUUCCCUACCAAGCAGGUGUAUUGGGUGGACACUUAUUUGGAUUAUGUGGAGAGGGUGGACUACGACGGGUUGAACAGGAGGACGGUGUUGAGAGGAGCGAAGGUGCAGAAUUUGUACGGGAUCAGCGUGUUUCAGAACAAGCUGUUCGUUUCUUCUUGGUAUAACAAUAGUUUGUUGGAGCUGGAUAAGUUUAGCCACAAGGAGAAGACCGUUAUUUCUAAUAUCAGCAGGCCGUUCAAUGUGUAUGUGUUUCAUAGGCAGAGGCAACCUGAUGUCGCCCAUCCUUGUAAAUCUAUGAACGACUGUGAUCACCUCUGUAUACCCAGUUGGAACGGUCAAAUCGCCAUAAAAAAAUGCAUCUGCGCAUCCGGCUACACCAUAUCUAACGAGACCAAAUGCGUCACUAGAAUACCGUCAACGUUCCUCCUCUUAUCGAAAAGCCGGCCGUUCUCCAUCAGAGGAAUCGACUUGAACACAGGCAACGAAACAAUGGUGCCGAUAACGAGAAUCGGAAGACCAAAAGGCCUAGACUACGACGCACAUACAAAAUCGAUUUUUUAUGCUGACGCCCAAUCCAUGACCAUUGAAAUGGUGCCUAUAAACGACACAACUAACCAUACUGUGUUGCUCAGGAAUGUUUUUUGUGACGGUCUAGCUUUCGACUGGAUAUCAAGGAACCUGUACUGGACCAGCUUGGAAAAAGGCUCGAUAAGCGUGGCCAAAUUAUCCAACCCGAAUGUAACCAGGACGUUGAUACAGAGCGCGAAUUUCAACCCAACUUCUAUAGCAGUCCACCCUCCCCUAGGGAUCAUGUUCUGGGCGGACUGGUCUAGCAUUUCACCGGAAAAGGGCAGGAUCGAUACCGCCCACAUGGAUGGCACCAACAAAACCACUUUCCUCACCGAGAACAUCCAUUGGCCGAGCGGGCUGGCGGUCGAUGUGCCGAGCGGGCGGCUCUACUGGUCCGACAAGCACCUGAAGAUUAUACAGAGCGUGCGGUUCGACGGGAGCGAUCGCCGAACGGAGAUUGUGAACGGGCUGCAGUCGCCUGCCAGUGUGGCUGUGGGGGUGGAGAAGCAUUUGUUUUUCAUUGAGCUGAAGAAGGGUGCGAUAUUGAGUUACAGGAACGAAAGUGGGUUGAGGAAGAUCUAUGAGGGGAAUUUGCCGCUGUAUGAUAUCAAGCUGUUCGACGCAGAAUCUCAAAAUGUUACAGGCGACACCGGCUGCGCCCACACCGCCUGUCCGCAGCUCUGCCUGCCGCUGCCUGCCAACCGUUCGACGUGCGCGUGCGCCGACGGCUUCGAGUACCGCGACGGCGCCUGCGCCCGGCUGCCCGACUUCGCGGCGCCCUCGUUCUGCGCCCCCUCCACGUUCCAGUGCCGCCUCAGGAAGCGCUGCGUCCCGAACGCGUACCUCUGCGACGGCGUCGACAACUGCGGCGACGGGUCGGACGAGGCGGCGGACGCGGGGGGGCCGUGCGCCAACGUCUCCUGCGGCGAGAACCAGAUGAAGUGUGACAAUACCACGUGUAUCGCCAAGCAUUGGGUCUGUGAUGGGGAGAAGGAUUGUUUGGACGGUUCAGACGAGAAUCCCGACGUGUGUUCCAAGAUUUGCCUGUCUACUCAGUUCAAAUGUAAACAGUCUAGGAGGUGUAUUCCGCUGGUUUGGCGCUGUGAUAAUGUAUACGAUUGCGGCUACGGGGACCAUAGCGACGAGCUGGAUUGCAACACGACCUCUUGCGACGUAACCGAGUUCUCGUGCAAGAACGGCCAGUGCAUCGCGGCCGGCUUCUACUGCGACUCGGUGCAGGACUGCGACGACGGCUCCGACGAGGCGGGUUGCACCGUCUGCGAUCCCGCCACCGAGAUACCGUGCAGGCCGCUGGACAAGUGCCUGCCAAGGUCGGCGCGCUGCGACGGCACAGCCAACUGCCCCGACGGCUCCGACGAGAAGGACUGCGGGCCGCGGGUGGAGUGCGAGCAGAAGGAGUUCACCUGCACGAAUUUCGAGUGCAUUCCCAAGGUGUUCGUUUGCGACUCGGACCUCGACUGCGUCGACGGCUCCGACGAGAUGCGCUGCGACCCCGUCAAACUGAAAAACGCCACCGAGAGCAAGAAGCCGCCUCCUUUGCCCGCCUGCGUGCCGCCCCGCAAGCUGUGCGACAACGGCACCAGGUGCGUGCCGCCCGAGAAGCUGUGCGACAAUCGGCAGGACUGCGCCGACGGGUCGGACGAGGGCGGCAAGGCGUGCCACGAACGCAAAAGCACCACCGAGUCCAAGAUGGCGGUGGCCUGCGAGUAUCCGUCGAGGACCUGCGACAACGACACUAAGUGUGUCACAGUGGACCAGCUGUGCGACGACAGGCCAGACUGCGCGGACGGCUCCGACGAGGGCAUGCGCUGCCCCGACUCGCUGUGCGACCACAGCUUCGCGUGCUCGCACGACUGCCACAACGCUCCCGAGGGCCUGGUGUGCACCUGCCCGGCCCACCUGCACCUGCAGGCCGACAAGACGCGCUGCCUGGAGACGCAUCCGUGCGAGGCGUGGGGGGUGUGCUCGCAGAUAUGCAUCCCGAGGGGUUCCAGGUACAAGUGCACUUGUCAGAAAGGGUAUGUUAUGCAAGAGGACGGAUUCACAUGCAAGAGUACCGAUAGUGGAAGGCCUUACGUCAUUUUUAGCAACCGGCAUGAACUCAGAGGCAUCGAUUUGCAUACCUUCACACUCAAGUCUUUCAUUCCGAGCCUAAAGAAUACUAUAACGUUGGAUUUUUAUCACGCCAAUGACACUGAUAUGGUGUUUUGGACGGACGUGAUCGACGACAAAAUAUACCGCGGCACAGUCAUAGGCGGCUCGCUGGGCAACAUCGAGGUGGUCGUCCAAACCGGCCUUUCUACUGCCGAAGGCCUCGCCGUCGAUUGGAUAGGCCGCAACCUGUACUGGGUGGAGAGCAACCUCGACCAGAUCGAGGUGGCGAAGCUGAACGGCAGCUACCGGCGCACGCUGGUUGCUGGGGACAUGGAGAGCCCUAGGGCCAUAGCGGUGGAUCCCAGGGACGGCUAUCUGUUCUGGACCGAUUGGGACAAUCAGCUGCCGCGGAUAGAGCGGUGUUCGUUGGCUGGGCUGGACCGGCAAAUCGUCGUUAAGGUCGACAACAACGGCUGGCCCAACGGCCUCACUCUCGACUACACCACCCGGCGCAUCUACUGGAUAGACGCGCGCUCCGACUCCAUCCACACCUCCGACUACGACGGCGGCGAUCGGCACGAAGUCAUGCGCAAUCACGAGAUGCUCUCCCACCCGUUCGCCAUCGCCGUCUUCGAGAACUACGUUUAUUGGACGGACUGGCGCACCAACAGCGUGGUGAGGGCCAACAAGUGGACGGGCGGCGAUGUCAGAGUGAUACAGCGCACGCUCACGCAGCCCUUCGACAUCAAGAUCAUGCAUCCGAGCAGGCAGCCCACGGACGGGCGGGACCCUUGCGGGGCGGACAACGGCGGGUGUUCGCAUUUGUGCUUGUUGCAUCUGAACGGGACGUACCGGUGCGAUUGUCCGCAUAUCAUGCGGCUGGGGGUGGACAACAAGACUUGUGUCGUGAACGAUAAAGUCUUGCUGAUAUCAAGAAACAGUGAAAUUCGAGGCGUCGACAUAUUACAACCCUACUACCACACAAUCCCCACCAUCAGCAUACCCCAAGUCCUCAGCCCCGUUCAAAUGGAAUACCUUGCCAGAAACAACACCCUGUACUGGGCAGAUUUUCACAUCAACGAAAUAAAGCGUACCAGCCUCACCCAUGGCCCCUCUGAAACCCUAAUAGAUACGGGCCUGCAAAACCCGUCCGGGAUAGCAGUAGACUGGAUAUCAGACUUGUUGUUUGUGUCAUCAAAAAGUGGUAUAAUAGUUUCGAAUCUGAAUGGAGAGUAUAGCUUCAAUCUCAUCGAUGAUGCCUCGGUGUUGUCGAUAGCUAUCAAUCCGAAACUAGGACUCCUCUUCUGGAUAUCCAUAGCGAAUGAAACCGAGUUCAUAGAAACUAGCGUUAUGGAUGGUACCUUCAGGAAAACCAUCGUCCCCAUUCUGAAAUCGAACUCUAAAAGUCUCACAGUCGAUAUCAGGGAUUCGAAGCUGUACUGGAUAAGCAACAUGGAAGUAUUCUUCAGUAAUUUCGAUGGCACAGGUCUGCAGAAGCUACCGCUGCCUGAACAAAUGCAUAUUAGCGCCAUCACAGUGUACCAUGACAGACUUUUCUUCGCUGAUGACAACGAUCUUUCCAUCCAUUCGACGGACAAAACCACUGCCAAUAACGACUACAUCCUAAGAAACGGCACCGGCGAUGUACUUGCACUGAGAAUUUACGACCCCACCGAGCAAACUGGUACUCACCCUUGCAGCGACCGCAAAGGCAAAUGCCAACAACUCUGCCUACCGAUCACCGCAACCAAAAAAUCUUGCGCUUGCGCCACAGGGUACCAGGUGGACCACAAGGACCCGUUCAAGUGCAAAGGGGUCGAGGAGUUCCUGUUCUACUCUAUCAACUGGGAACUGCACGGGCUGUCUUUGGACGGCAAAAACGAUACCCAAGUCUUGGGGCCGAUAUCCAGGAUAUCCAGCGCCACCGCCAUAGACUUUGUCGCAGAGCAAGACCUGCUGUAUUGGGCUGACAGCGAUCGUGGUUCCGUCAGCAGGAUAAAGCGGGACGGCACCGAAAGGAAGCACGUGCUGGAACAGUCGGAGGUGCUGGAGAACGCGCCUGUGGAUUGGCUGACGGGUCUGGCGAUCGAUUGGGUGGCGGGGAACAUGUACUGGUGCGAUUCCAAGCGCAGCACCAUCGAAGUGGCGCGAUUGGACGGCACCAGGAGCCACGUGCUGCUGUCCUACGAGAUCGGGAAGCCGAAUUCCAUAGCAGUGGACCCUGUCAAAGGGUACCUGGUGUGGGCCGGUGGGCCCAAGAUGGAGAUCGCCACCUUGGACGGCCAGAAUAGGAGGUUGUUGUUGGAUGACGGGAAGUCGAUAGCUGACGUCGCUUUGGAUUCUUCCAGCGAGUUUGUGUAUUUCUGUGACGCGCACAGUAAUACCAUCGAGAGGGUGAGGUAUGAUGGACAGGAGAGGUCGGUGUUGCUGAAUCAUUCUUUGGAGAAUCCGGUGGCAUUGACCAUUUUUCAGGACAAGAUUUACUGGUUGGAUACAUCUCAUCGCAGAGGUAGCAUAAAAGUAGCCCCAAUCUCCAACAUGUCCGCUUAUGAGGUGCUAGAAAACAAUUUGGGUGAUUCUCUGAAAGAUAUCCAAAUAUUUUCCAAGAGAAAGCAGAAUGGGACCAACCCUUGUGCCAAAGAUAACGGUGGUUGUCAACAGUUAUGUCUUUUCAAUGGUACUCACCCAGUAUGUGUCUGUUCUCACGGGCGAAUAUCAUCUGAUGGUAAAUCGUGUGAAGCUUUUGAAAGUUUCGUUAUGUAUUCAAGAGUUGUCAGUAUUGACUCCAUCCAGAUGAUGGGAGACAAAAACCUACAGAAUUCUCCACAGCCCAGUAUCAAGAACAAUACCAUGUUGAAGAAUGCCAUCGGCCUAUCAUUCAGUUACAAACACCAAAGACUGUUUUACUCUGAUAUCCAAAAAGGGUCCAUAAAUGCAGUAUAUUUCAAUGGAAGUGACCAUAAGGUUAUUGUAGACAGACAAGGUUCUGUGGAAGGCCUCGCCUACGAACAGGUCCACAACUCCCUCUACUGGACCUGCAACAUCGACGCGACCAUCAACCGUGUCAACCUGACCGACGGCAUGACCAACGCUAGCAUGGUGGAGACCAUUGUGCGCAUGCGGCUGCAAGACAAGCCGCGCGGCAUCGCCGUGGACAGCUGCGGCAACCGCGUCUACUGGACCAACUGGCACUCGCAUCAGCCUAGUGUCGAGCGGGCGUAUUUGACCGGGUUCGGGCGAGAGGCCAUCAUCAAAACCGACAUCCGGAUGCCGAAUGCUAUCACUCUAGAUCACAAGGCUCAGAAACUGUAUUGGGGCGAUGCUAGACUGGACAAGAUCGAGCGGUGCGAGUACGACGGCUCCAAACGGGUCGUUCUUGCCAAAGUCACCCCCCAGCAUCCGUUCGCCCUGGCCGUGUACGGCGACUUCGUCUACUGGACCGACUGGAUUCUGCACGCCGUCAUAAGGGCCGACAAGUUCACCGGACAGUACGUGGUGUUGCUGCGCAGAGACGUGGCCAGGCCUAUGGGCAUUGUGACGGUGGCCAAUGAUACCGAGGACUGUUUCUCGAAUCCGUGUCUCGUGCAGAACGGGUUCUGCGAGGAGAUUUGCGGGUUGUCGGCUGCCGGACGAGUGGAAUGUUCCUGCGAAGAGGGCCGAGUGUUGUCCGAGGAGGGCAGAUGCCGGCCCGCCGUCCCCACCAACUGCACCAACGACGGCGACUCGUUCCGCUGCUCGGACGGCGGCUGCGUGCCCUUCCACCUCACCUGCGACGGGCUGCCGCACUGCGCCGACCGGUCGGACGAGGAGCCGGGGUACUGCGGCCAUCGCGCCUGUCCGAUCGGCUGGUUCGCCUGCCGCAACCGCAGGUGCGUCAACGCGAAUGCGACCUGCGACGGCGUCGACGACUGCGGCGACGCUACCGACGAGCGCAACUGCUCGUGCGCAGACGGACAGUUCAGGUGCGACGACGGGGAGUGUCUGGACGGGGCGCACCGGUGCGACAGCGAACCGGAUUGCCAGGAUCGGUCGGACGAGAUCGGCUGCGUAAUGCCAAAUUGCGUGGAAAAACAAGGCAAAGACUUCGUCAAUUGCAAAUAUACGACGACUUGCAUCCAUAAAGAUUGGUUCUGCGAUGACGAAAAUGAUUGUUGGGACAACUCUGACGAGGAGAAUUGCACGAUCAUUAAACCCACCUGUGAUAGAGGUCAUUUCCGGUGUUCUAAUGGCGCAUGCGUCAAUUUGACAGCACGAUGUGACGGCAAGGCGGACUGCAACGACAUGGAGGAUAACGACGGAGUCAGCUCAGAUGAACUCAAUUGUGGUCUAGAUAAUAAAUGUCAUUAUGAUGAAUUCCUUUGUGAAAACGGAUCCACCUGUAUUCCCCUGACUUUACAGUGUAAUGGUGUUGCAGAUUGCCCUGACCAUAGUGACGAAUCGAAUUGUAAACAGCACUGUCGCACCGAUCAGUUCCAGUGCGGAAACAACGAGUGCAUCCCGAAGUCCUGGCAGUGCGACGGCAAUCCGGACUGCACCGACCAGAGCGACGAGAGCGAGCACUGCCAGCAGACGGCUUGCGCCAAAUACGAGUUCAGGUGCAACAGUACCGGCAGGUGCAUACCCUUGGCAUGGGUGUGCGAUGGUGAGGCGGAUUGCCAGGAUAGCGCCGACGAACAUAUAUUGCAGGGUUGCACCUUCAAUAGCUGCAACGAGAACCAGUUCCGGUGCACCGAGGGCCAGUGCAUCGGCAAGAUCUACUACUGCGACGGCGACAGGGACUGUCAGGACGGGUCGGACGAGCCGCACGACUGCUACAAGACGUGCACCACGGGCGAGUUCCGGUGCGCCAACGAUAACUGCGUCCUCGAAUCGAUGAAGUGCGACGGCAAGGACGAUUGCGGCGACGCGUCGGACGAGCCGCGCGACUGCAACGAGUCGUGUGCGGCUGGCGAGUUGCGGUGCGCCAACGGCAAUUGCGUGCUCGAAUCGGUGAAGUGCGACGGCAAAGACGAUUGCGGCGACGGAUCGGACGAGGGGGAGCGGUGCGGUAAGGACGAGGAGGAUGUUUACUGCAAAGGGAAGGGGUGGUUCCAUUGCGAGAACGGAGUUUGCAUCAACGAUACGUUGCUGUGUAACGGGGAGAAUAAUUGCGGGGAUUUCUCGGACGAGAACAAAUGCAGAAUCGACGAAUGCUCGGCGACCCCAUCCCCGUGCGCCCAAAUCUGCGUCGACAAACCGGUGGGGUACGAGUGCCGGUGCCGGCCGGGGUACCGCCUCAACGCCAAGGACCGCCACCACUGCGACGACGUGGACGAGUGCGCGCAGCGGCCGUGCAGCCAGAUCUGCAGGAACACCCGCGGGUCGUACCACUGCAGCUGUCAGCGGGACUACGUGCUGCGCUACGACAAGAAGAGCUGCCGCGCCAACUCUACCGUCAAAGUCAGUUUGAUCUUGGCGAACAGGUACUACAUAAGAGAACUGGAUUUGACUGGGCAUAGUUCCCUCUUGGCACACAAUCUGACCAAUGCGGUUGCUCUGGAUUAUGACUGGCAAAAUCAAUGCAUAUACUGGUCGGACGUUACUCAGCUGGGGUCUUCCAUAAAGCGGCUUUGCGAUUACAAAAAUAAUAAUGGAACUGAAGUGGAGAUGCUACAUUCGCCUACUCUACAAAAUCCUGAUGGAUUGGCUGUUGAUUGGAUAGGAAGGAACUUGUAUUGGUGUGAUAAGGGUCUUGACACGAUCGAAGUGUCCAGCCUGGACGGCAAAUACCGCAAAGUCCUGUACUCCAAGGGCCUCGAAGAACCACGAGCUUUGGCCUUGGAUCCCACCAAGGGCUACAUGUACUGGUCGGACUGGGGCACUCGCGUCCACAUAGGUAAGGCGGCCAUGGAUGGCUCUGAUCCGAGGAGCAUCGUCACGGCCAACCUCGGCUGGCCCAACGCCUUGACAGUGUCCUACGAGACGAAUGAACUAUUUUGGGCGGACGCCAGAGAGGACUACAUAGCGGUGGCGGAUCUGGACGGAAACAAUAUGCGGAUCGUGGCGAGUCGACAGAAGAAUGCGCAGCUGCAGUUGCAUCACGUUUUCGCUAUUGAUAUUUGGGAGGAUUAUAUCUACUGGACGGAUUGGGAAACGAAAACUGUAGAGAGGUGCAACAAAUACACCGGAGACGACUGCAAAUCCAUUCUGUCGACCGUCCACCGACCGAUGGACGUCCGGGUGGUCCACCCCUUCCGGCAGCCGGCCGUCAAGAGGAAUCCCUGUGCCGAGGCGAACUGCUCAGCGCUGUGCCUGCUCAUACCUCACGAGCCCCACUACACCUGCGCCUGUCCCGAGAAUUUCGUGCUCGGGAAAGACAACCGCAGCUGCGAGGCGAAUUGCACGACAGCCCAUUUCGAGUGCAAGUCGAGCUUUAGGUGCAUUCCUUUCUGGUGGAAAUGUGACACCCAAGAUGAUUGCGGGGACGGCAGCGAUGAGCCGGCAGACUGCCCGAAAUUCCAGUGCAGGCCGGGCCAAUACCAGUGCAAGAACGAGCAUUGCAUACACCCGUCGGAUCUGUGUAACGGGAAGGACGAUUGCGGGGACAAAUCGGACGAGAGCGAUUGCGAACACUACACCUGUCUCAAUACCCAAUUUAGGUGCGAAGGCAACGGUACAGUGCCCCCGGUGUGCAUCGCGUCGAAGCAGCGGUGCAACAAGGUGGUAGACUGCGCCCUGGGCGAGGACGAGGCCGAUUGCCCGCCCGCCACGUGCCCCCCCAACCAGUUCAAGUGCGACAACGACAAGUGCAUACCGGCCGUGUGGGUGUGCGACAGGGACAACGACUGCUCGGACAAUUCCGACGAGGAACAGGAUUGCGAAUCGCGGACGUGCGGUGCCCAUCACUUCCGGUGCCGGUCGGGCAGGUGCGUACCGCGCGCCUGGCUGUGCGACGGCGACCCCGAUUGCGCCGAAGGCGAGGACGAGCCGGCGGCGUGCGCACGUCCCGACCACCACGCCUGCGAGCCCACCUACUUCAAGUGCAAGAACAAUAAGUGCGUGCCGGGCAGGUGGCGGUGCGACUACGAGGAGGAUUGCGGCGACGGCAGCGACGAGGAUGGUUGUGUUCCCAGAAUAUGUUCAGAAUCCGAAUUCAGAUGUAAAAAUGGAAAAUGCAUUCGCGGUGACAUGAAAUGUGACGGCGAAUACCAGUGUGAUGAUAGAUCAGAUGAGGCAGACUGCGUCACCCAAUGCAAGAACAAUGAAUUCCAGUGUGCCAAUCCUAAAAUCUGCAUAUUUUUGUCCUGGAAGUGUGACGGCGAAGUGGACUGCCCCGACGGCUCCGACGAGCAGGGUUGCCCGGACGCGUGCCCGCACGGCGGCUUCAAGUGCGCGGACGGCGCAUGCGUGGAUGCGCAGUGGCGCUGCGACGGGCAGCUCGACUGCGACGACGGGUCGGACGAGCGCGCCUGCUUCUCGAUCGCCUGCCCCGAGGGCAGGUUCCGCUGCAAGAACCACCGCUGCGUGCCGGAGGCGUCGCUGUGCGACGGGCGGGACCAGUGCGGGGACGGCAGCGACGAGGACAAGCACAUUUGCAGACGUUAUGGACUGUGUCCUUCGAAACAAUUCGCUUGCAAGAACGGUCGCUGCAUCGAUACGACCUUGAAAUGCGACGGCUCCAACGACUGCGAAGACAACAGCGACGAGACGGACUGUUCUGUGUCCGCCUGCAAGUGGAACAGCUGUUCGCAGAUCUGCGUCGAGGUCAGACAGAACCAGACCGCGUGCAAAUGCCUCGAAGGGUACAGAAAUACGGAUAUGGGGCAAUGUCAAGCAACAGGCGAACUGGCUGAUCUGGUGUUGGCUGCCGAGGCCGAGCUCAGGCUGAUGUCUCCGUACAAGUCGGGCGACGACGACAACAGGUUGCGGAAGACGCUCGCCACGGCGCCCGGCUACAAGGUGGACGCCGUCGACAUCUUGUCGGCGGGCAGGCAGGCGGAGACCUUCUGGACGGACCACCAGAACAGGCGGGUGCAGUCGAUGGUCAUCCAGAUCGACAAGGACGGCCGAACGAACAGGGACGCCGAUGUGGCCAAGACAGUGCUCUCCAACUUGCAAGAUCCCAGAGGCAUCAGCUUGGACUGGAUAGCCAGACGCAUCUACCUGACGGACGGCAACCGGCUGCUGGCCGCCACCUUCAACGGCUCGUACGUCUACACCCUCAUCACCGGCAACAUGCAGCAGCCGCGGGACGUGGUGGUGGCGCCCACCCACGGUGUCCUCUUCUGGGCGGACUGGGGGCCGUCGGCGCGGAUAGAGACCGCCCACAUGGACGGGUACAAGCGCAAGGUGCUGGUGAGCAGUGGCGUUCUGUGGCCGACCGGCUUGGCUGUAGAUUACGGUCGCGACCGGCUGUACUGGGCCGAUCCGAAGACGUUGACGAUAGAGAGCGUGGCGUUCGACGGUACCGAUAGGCACGUGAUCAGGCAUUUCGAUAAAGAUAUCAGACCAUUCAAAAUCGAAGUUUUCGAGGACAAUUUAUUCGUUUCCACCCACCACAAGCAUGACUUGUUUAGAAUGAACAAAUUCGGCAAAGGGAAUUUGACGUAUUUGGCCCGCAGUUUGACACGAAUCUCCGAUAUUCUGAUUUUACACGAACACAAACAUCCGAAGAUGGCCAACAGUUGUAAUGAUUACUGCAAUGACAGCGAGUUUUGCUUGUUGACACCCAGAGGAGCUACUUGCACCUGUGCUGAUGGAUUCAUCAAAGAUAAUUUGACAUGCAAAGCGGCCUCCACUUCACCCCCCCUCUGCCCUCUCGACUGCCACCCGGGCGCCUGCAAACUGGUCCAAGGCCAGCCGCCCAAGUGCGCCUGCCCGCCGCAGUACUCGGGCGCCAGGUGCGAGCACUACCGCUGCUCGCAGCACUGUCACAAUCGCGGUCUCUGCUACGUCGACCUGCAUUCCAACAAGGGUGGCGAGGCGCAGGCGCCGCUCCGGUGCACUUGUCCGCCCCAGUGGACGGGCGAGCGGUGCGAGACCCCCGUCGAUCUUUGUCACGACAGAUGCUACAACGGCGGCCAUUGCACCUUCGUGCGCGCAGGCGUGCCGCGCUGCGCCUGUCCCGCCGGCUUCCUCGGCACUCGGUGCCAGAGCUGCGUCGAGCGCCGCUGCGAGAACGGCGGCGUUUGUACGAAGAACGGCACCGCCGUGCAGUGCGCUUGCCCGGCGGGGUACGAGGGGGCGCGCUGCGAGGUGUCGGCGUGCGGCCGGUACGGCAAGCCGAUCGCGUCGGCCGCCGGGGUGAGGUGCUCGUGCGUGGCCGGCUACGGCGGGGAGAAGUGCGAGCGGAACACCUGCGACUAUCAUUGUCUCAACGGAGGUACGUGCAAAAUGGGAACCAAGCAGCCUGUCUGCAUGUGUCCCGAGCUGUUUACCGGAAGGAGGUGCGAGAUAAAGAUGUGUUCGGAAAGGUUCCCUCCAGAUGGGUGCAACCAGAAGUGUCAGUGUCAGCAUGGAGGGGUUUGCGUCAAACCGAACGAGGAUGCCGACGAUGUCGUUUGUCAGUGUCUCGAGAUCUGGGGUGGCUACAAAUGUGAAAAAUACAUCAUUGGUUCUAACCCGUGCACGAACCGUUGCCUAAAUAAUGGCGUAUGUGUUCUUCCAUCUCACCAAGAACAACCUAAGUGCUAUUGUACUAAACGCUGGACAGGGGAAAACUGCGAAAAACCGGCAGCUUGCGACAGUUUCUGUCACAACGACGGACUGUGCGCUAUCAGUGAAGGAGUACCCUAUUGCACCUGCCUGAACGGAUUCAAAGGUACACGGUGCGAAGAGAUUCCCUACAAUUUGGACGUGCAUGCUGGGAAAGAGUCCAGGAGCGUUCUGGUACCGAUGGUGUCAGCGAUGGCCGUCAUCAUUGUCGUGCUGGUGUUAGGGUUCUUUUUGUUCGAGUACUUCUUCAAGAACAGGACGCCGUUCUCGCACGAGAGAUUGCAAGAGAACGAUUUCAGCAAUCCCAUUUUCCAGGAGAGGGAUGCUGAACCGUUCACCCUGGAUGCCGAUAAGUCUGGCAAUUUUGCAAAUCCCGUAUACGAGUCCGUGUACAACGGAACCGGCAGUGUGAAGGACGAAAAAGCGGUCCUUCUGGAACACAGUCUGGACGAGACACCUCCACCAGCAUCGGAAGAAGUUUAG